Messenger RNA from Camellia sinensis, 1581 nucleotides. RefSeq lists its product as uncharacterized. The record is from RefSeq and is a predicted model, not a curated record. Gene Ontology annotation, biological process: male meiosis II. Lineage: Eukaryota; Viridiplantae; Streptophyta; Magnoliopsida; Ericales; Theaceae.
UCCAAAACUUCUCAAUGAUUUCUUGAUCGCUCAUCAUCACUCUCAUCAUCCAACACUGCUUUCCACUCUCUCUCUCUCUCUCCCUCUCUUUCAGCAUGAAGACUCUUUAAUCAGCCAAAAAUCUUCAUCGUCCUCGGCCUAGAACAGAACUUUUAUCUGAGAGAGCAAGAACAGAGAACCUAAAAUAAUGGGUUGUUUUCUUGCGUGUUUUGGGUCUUCCAAAGAUCGGAAACGCAGAAAUCAAAGCAAGAACAAGGUCCUCCCUCGAGGCCAAUUGCAGAGACAUGGAAGCCAGAAGCCUCCACAACCCGUUGUCUCUUCAGAACCGGAAAUCUCUGCAGAACCCACCAAUCUGAUUUUAGAAACACAUGACAAGAUUGAGGAGCAACUGAGCCCGAGCCCCAGAAAGAAAGUUACUUUUGAUGCAAACAUCAAGACCUAUGAUCCGGUUUCAGUCCAUGAAAGCACUGAAAUUUUACCGGAGAGCAACAAAGAUGUUGAGAAGCAAAAGGAGGAUUGUUCAGGAAAAUCAACCUUAUUCCACUCUCUCUCUGAAGAUGGUUCUUCUAUCACUUCAAGUGUUCGAUCUUACCCUCCGAAUCAUAGGUAUCAGAACUGCAGAGACAGUGAUGAUGAAGCAGAGGAAUUUGAGUGUGAGGACAGUGAUUUGGAUGAGGAGUUAGAAGACUAUGGUGAUUAUGAUGAGGAUGAGGAUGAGGAUGAGGACAAAGUAAUUGUAGGCCAAGAAACCUGGUCCAAGUCGAUUCCAACUGUGUCAGUGGAAUCAGGAACAGAAAUUUCUUCAGCUCGUGAUGUUAUUGAAGAAGUGGAUAGUCCUCUGACAAAAUGUGGUUUGCCUGAGCAAGAAGUGAAAAAAAUUGGAUCUAACCAAAAUGCUCGAGAUAGAAGUGUUUAUGUUCAUACUGUGCUCAACCCAGUAGAGAACCUCACUCAAUGGAAAGCUGUGAAAUCGAAAGGGACAUCACCUUUGAAGCCACAGAAGGAGAAUUUUGCAGUGGAGCAAGAAGCACAACGUAUUUCAUUUAGCUUCAAGUCCAAAUCGGAUCAAUCCAAGAAUCAAAACCAAGAAAUAGCAGUCGAUGCUAGCCUUUCGAAUUGGUUGGUCUCCUCUGAAACGACUCCAACCAAGAAAACCAGCUCCGUUGGGCUUGAAACCAUUACAUCUGAGAGAAGCACGUCCCCGGGAUCAAACUCAGUGAUAAGCAUAGAAGACAGGCCAAUUUUAGGUGCAUUGACUGUGGAGGAGCUUAAACAGUUUUCAGCAUCAUCAUCCUCGCCAAGAAAGUCCCCUGGUCGAAGUCCUGAUGAUAUGCCUAUAAUAGGUACUGUUGGGACAUAUUGGAAUCACAUGGGGCAAGCCAGGGAUUCUGGCUCAGCCUCCUCCUAUAAAGGCAUACCAAACACAACCAGCAAGUACAGAGAGGAUAAGAGAGUUAAUUGGCACUCUACCCCAUUUGAGACAAGGUUGGAGAGAACUUUGAACAGACGUGCCGCUGAACCUUAAUCUAAAUAUCUUCCUAGUGUGGUGGUGAGAUUGUCUCUUGGAGUGGUUCUCUUAUU